AUGUCUAAGUCAGAGUCUCCUAAAGAGCCAGAACAGCUGAGGAAGCUCUUCAUUGGAGGGUUGAGCUUUGAAACAACCGAUGAGAGCCUGAGGAGCCAUUCUGAGCAAUGGGGAAUGCUCACAGACUGUGUGGUAAUGAGAGAUCCAAACACCAAGCGCUGCAGGGGCUUUGGGUUCAUCACGUACACAUCUGUGGAGGAGGUGGAUGCAGCCUUGAAUGCAAGGCCACACAAUGUGGAUGGAAGAGUUGUGGAACCAAAGAGAGCUGUCUCAAGAGAAGAUUCUCAAAGACCAGGUGCCCACUUAACUGUGAAAAAGAUAUUCGUUGGUGGCAUUAAAGAAGACACUGAAGAACAUCACCUAAGAGAUUAUUUUGAACAGUAUGGAAAAAUUGAAGUGAUUGAAAUCAUGACUGACAGAGGCAGUGGCAAGAAAAGGGGCUUUGCCUUUGUAACCUUUGAUGACCAUGACUCCGUGGAUAAGAUUGUCAUUCAGAAAUUUCAUACUGUGAAUGGCCACAACUGUGAAGUUAGGAAAGCCCUGUCAAAGCAAGAGAUGGCUAGUGCUUCAUCCAGCCAAAGAGAUCAAAGUGGUUCUGGAAACUUUGGUGGUGGUCGUGGAGGUGGUUUUGGUGGGAAUGACAACUUUGGUUGUGGAGGAAACUUCAGUGGUCGUGGUGGCUUUGGUGGCAGCCAUGGUGGUGGUGGAUAUGGUGGCAGUGGGAAUGGCUAUGAUAGAUUUGGUAAUGAUGGUGAUUAUGGAGGAGGCGGCCCUGGUUACUCUGGAGGAAGCAGAGGCUAUGGAAGUGGUGGUCAGGGUUAUGGAAACCAGGGCAGUGGCCAUGGUGGGAGUGGCAGCUAUGACAGCUAUAACAAUGGAGGCGGAGGUGGUUUUGGCGGUGGUAGUGGAGGCAAUUUUGGAGGUGGAGGUGGUGGAAGCUACAAUGAUUUUGGCAGUUACAGCAAUCAGUCUUCAAAUUUUGGACCCAUGAAGGGAGGAAAUGGAGGCAGAAGCUCUGGCCCCUAUGGUGGUGGCGGCCAAUACUUUGCCAAACCAAGAAACCAAGGUGGCUAUGGUGGUUCCAGUAGCAGCAGUAGCUAUGGCGGUGGCAGAAGAUUUUAA
Saimiri boliviensis boliviensis (Bolivian squirrel monkey) is the source of this 1122-nucleotide messenger RNA. The record is from RefSeq and is a predicted model, not a curated record. Lineage: Eukaryota; Metazoa; Chordata; Mammalia; Primates; Cebidae.